This is a messenger RNA of Erpetoichthys calabaricus (reedfish), 8068 nucleotides long. RefSeq names its product regulating synaptic membrane exocytosis 2a (gene rims2a). The coding region runs from base 879 to 6308 and encodes 1809 amino acids. Gene Ontology annotation, molecular function: transmembrane transporter binding; small GTPase binding. Gene Ontology annotation, biological process: intracellular protein transport; regulation of synaptic plasticity; positive regulation of synaptic transmission. Lineage: Eukaryota; Metazoa; Chordata; Cladistia; Polypteriformes; Polypteridae. The record is from RefSeq and is a predicted model, not a curated record. The transcript has 36 exons. Gene Ontology annotation, cellular component: presynaptic membrane; cytoskeleton of presynaptic active zone.
AGAUACGCGCUGCGACGCUUUACGUGCAUUUCUUGCUCCGCCUCGUCUUCCUAUUGGGAUUUUUAAUAUUACAUCCUUUUUUUGCAUUUAAGGAACCUUUAAGAAUUAAAAAUCAGGAGAGAGGACCGCGGAAAAGAGAGUGUGUCGACAAGAGAACAAGAAGAAAGAAGGUAAAGCACGUCGAAUCAGUAAUGCAAAUAACGUCACCCUGAAGAUGAUGGCAAUGGGUUAGAAAUUAUUUUUCCUGGCUUCAUAAUAACAUAAAACAGGCGAGACCUUACCAUCUGUUCCUCUGCGUGUAUAUCAAUGGAUGGAGGGAGAGAAUGAGUGGAAUACUUUCAGCCUGUGGGAGUGAUUGCCAUUUGCACUCGACCCAAAGGAUCCUUUUAUUCACAUUCACAACCCCUUUGAAGCCGCUCAGUCAGGAAUCGAACUGUUUUGAGCAUCCAUUGUGUGCAUCCAGCUCUCCAUCUGGAUUUUGGUCUGUGCCUUCAUGGUUGUUGACAGUUAAAAACGAUAUGUUCUCAUGUACAAUGUUAAUGUAAUACAAAGGGGCAUAUACAGUUUAUUUUUCCUCUUAUGACAAGUUGUUUUUAUUAAGCAACAUUUACUACUGCAUUUUCUGUAGAAAUGCAUAUGCCGCUGCCUUUUUUGUCUCAUUUUUUAUACUUUAUCAAAAUAAUUUUGAAGAUAUCGUAUCCAUAAACUGAAGUGUUAUCAUCCUCAAUUUCUUAUUUGACAACAGCUGAAUAUUAAUUCAAAUAUUUAACAUUUCAAUAUUAAUAUUUGUUAUAAUCUUUACUUUCAAAGGUCAAUUUGCUUUACGGCUGUUGAUUAGUCAAUUUUUAGCGUAUCUGCCUAAAAAUAAGGGAAAAAAGAUGUCUGCUUCACUUGGGCCCCGGGGCGGCCCUUCUCCUUCAGCGGCUAUCCUGCCUGAAAUGCCAGACCUUAGUCACCUUACAGAGGAAGAAAGAAAGAUCAUUCUUGCCGUUAUGGAUCGACAGAAAAAAGAAGAGGAGAAAGAACAAUCAAUGCUAAAGGCCAAAGAAGAGCCAAAACCUCAACCGGCACAGUGGUUUCCCUUUAGUGGGAUCACUGAGCUGGUAAAUAACGUUCUUCAGCCUCAGCAAAAGCAGCAAAAUGAAAAGGAACCAGAGACGAAGUUGCACCAGCAGUUUGAAAUGUACAAAGAUCAAGUAAAGAAAAUGGGUGAAGAGUCACAGAUGUCACAAGAGCAAAAAGGAGAUGCCCCAACCUGUGGAAUUUGCCACAAAACUAAGUUUGCCGAUGGCUGUGGCCACAUCUGUUCAUAUUGCCAAACUAAAUUCUGUGCACGUUGCGGAGGACGUGUUUCUCUGCGGUCAAAUAAGGUUAUGUGGGUAUGCAAUCUGUGCCGAAAACAACAAGAAAUCCUUACAAAAUCUGGAGCAUGGUUUUACAACAGUGGUUUAAAUACACCCCAGCAGCGGGAACUAAGUGAUCUCACUCAAGUGCAUGGGAAUGAAGAAGCUCCUCGGGAAAAGAAGGCAAAACUGCAGGAGUCAUCCCAGUACUUGGGACCCUCAGGGGAUAUUUCCACACCAGCAUCAGACAAAAAUAGACCUCAAGGGCUUGUGCGACAAGAGUUGAUCAAACACGGUUCAGGAGUGAAGCAUUCGGGUCCAAGCACAGGCGAAACACUCACUGACAGGAAGAGAAGCCCUUCAGCAUCCAGGGAUUCAAACCAAAAAUACGAUCAAAGGGAGGAGAGAGAAGAAUGUUCACAGUAUGUUCCGUUGGACAGCGGGAUGCCCAGGUCACCAUCAGACUACGGAGAUCGUGAGCAAAGACGAGGACAACGUAGUACACAAAUAUAUGAGGAUUCAGAUGCUGCACGUGGUGAAUACCAUGACAGGCGAAGUUGGAGGCACUCACAGGAUUAUCCAAUAAAUGAGGAACUAGAUGGUCAACAAAGUGAGUAUGAGAGACAAAGGCAACAACAAGAAGAUUACCAGGCUCGUUAUCGAAGUGAUCCCAACUUAGCUCGCUAUCCUGUCAAACCCCAGCCUUAUGAAGAGCAAAUGCGUAUUCAUGUUGAGGUUUCUCGGGCCCGGCAUGAGCGGAGACAUAGUGAUGUGUCACUAGCUUACACAGAGGUGGAUGAGCCACAGGUUUCUCAGACUCAUGGUGACCAUCAAUCAAGGCAGCGCCCAACUUUUGAGAGGCGAAUGCCCCUUGAGAGUCAACGCUCUUGUUCUGUGGAAAGAACUCGAGAAGCUCAGGGACCUAGCCCUCAUGAUCGACAGCGGACAUCUAACCACAGUCCCCCUACUCCACGCCGGAGCCCUGUGCUGGGUGAGAGACCUGGGGACUUACGCCAUGUAGGGGGGGAAUCCAUGCGUAAACAACAACACCACCUGGACCCUAGUUCGGCUGUUAGGAAAACAAAACGAGAGAAGAUGGAGACAAUGUUGCGGAAUGAUUCACUUAGCUCAGACCAGUCUGAAUCUAUUCGGCCCCCACCACCAAAACCACACAAAACUAAAAAAGGAGGCAAAAUGCGUCAGGUCUCACUGAGUAGUUCUGAGGAGGAGCUGGCAACUACCCCAGAAUAUACAAGUUGUGACGAUGUGGAAAUUGAGAGUGAAUCAGUUAGUGAGAAAGGCGACAGUCAAAGGGGAAAAAGAAAAACUAGUGAGCAGGCAUUUUUGUCGGACUCAAACACCCUGUCAGAGAGACAAAAGAAAAUGGUGCGCUUUGGGGGCCACUCUUUGGAAGAGGAUUUGGAAUGGUCUGAACCUCAGAUUAAAGACUCUGGGGUAGAUACAUGCAGUAGCACAACCCUAAACGAGGAGCAUAGCCAUAGUGAGAAGCACCCAGUGACUUGGCAGCCAUCCAAAGAUGGAGAUCGUCUAAUAGGGCGGAUUUUGCUUAACAAACGCCUGAAAGAUGGAAGUGUGCCUAGAGACUCUGGAGCAUUGCUGGGAUUAAAGGUUGUAGGUGGAAAAAUGACUGAAUCUGGUAGACUUUGUGCAUUCAUUACAAAAGUAAAGAAAGGAAGUCUAGCUGAUACAGUUGGCCAUCUUCGACCAGGUGAUCAAGUUCUUGAAUGGAACGGAAGGCAUUUACAAGGAGCAACUUUUAAGGAAGUUUACAACAUCAUCCUUGAAUCCAAGCCUGAACCUCAAGUGGAGCUGGUGGUCUCUCGGCCAAUAGGAGAUAUUCCUCGGAUACCAGACAGCACACAUGCACAACUGGAAUCAAGUUCAAGUUCUUUUGAAUCCCAGAAAAUGGAUCGCCCAUCUAUUUCUGUUACUUCUCCCAUGAGCCCAGGCAUGCUGCGGGAUGCUCCCCAGUACCUCUCUGGGCAACUAUCAAGCCAAAGCCUUAGUAGAAGAACCACGCCUUUUGUUCCUAGGGUUCAGAUUAAACUAUGGUAUGACAAGGUUGGCCACCAAUUAAUUGUCACUAUACUUGGAGCGAAAGACCUUCCUUCAAGAGAAGAUGGAAGACCGCGGAACCCUUAUGUAAAAAUUUAUUUUCUCCCAGAUAGGAGUGACAAAAGCAAGAGAAGAACAAAGACAGUAAAGAAAACAUUAGAACCUAAAUGGAAUCAGACGUUUAUGUAUUCUCCGGUUCAUCGACGGGAAUUUCGAGAACGUAUGUUGGAAGUCACCCUAUGGGAUCAAGCACGUGUCAGAGAAGAAGAAAGUGAAUUUUUAGGCGAAAUCCUGAUUGAGCUGGAGACAGCUUUAUUGGAUGAUGAGCCUCAUUGGUACAAGCUGCAGACACAUGACAUUUCAUCAAUGCCACUUCCUCAUCCAUCACCGUAUCUGCCACGGAGGCAACUACAUGGAGAAAGCCCUAAAAGACUACAAAGAUCUCAGCGCAUCAGUGACAGUGAAAUCUCUGACUAUGACUGUGAUGAUGGUGUUGGAGUGGUGUCAGAUUAUAGACAUAAUGGAAGAGACCUUCAAAGCUCAACACUGUCAGUUCCAGAGCAAGUGAUAUCAUCUAAUCACUGUCCCAGGUUAGGAUCCUCUUAUCGAGGAGAAGAAUUGGGCAGGAACCGAUCACGAUCCCCAAGUGUACCGCCACCACAAAGCCGAAGUUUAGAUCAGCCCUCUCGAAGUACUCGGUCUUCUCCCACUCAGUACAACACUACGAACCGAAUGGAUAGACAGCGUAUAAUGGAUGAUCAUUAUUCCCCUGACAGCCAGUAUCUUUCACUACCUCGGUCCCGACCUAAUCUGCCUUUUGAGCAUCAUCACAAGGAACCCAGCAACAACCAUAUCAUGUAUCCCAUCUAUCGUGAAGAUGCAGUAAGGUUACUGCGUUCCCAUAGGAUGUGCCGCACGUAUUCUGAGGGUGCUUACAAUGAUCAUGAGAGGAAUUGUGAAGGCCUGGAUAGACAUGAAAAUCAAAGAUCCAGAUCCACAGAUCAGCGUACCAUGAUUGAGCGGACCACCACCCGCUCCCGGUCCACUGAGCGCCUCGACUCUAACCUCAUGAGAUCGAUGCCAUCUUUAACAUCAGGAAGAUCAGCCCCUCCCUCACCUGCCUUAACGAGCAUUAGAUAUGAACAUCCUGAUUUACAUGUUGGGUCACAUCUUCGUAGUGGAUCUGUUCAGACCAGUCCCACCAGUACUCCAGCAGCCGGAAGAAGAGGACGCCAGUUACCACAACUUCCUCCAAAGGGUACUUUAGAAAGAAAAAAUGGAGAAGAAGAAGUAGAGCUUUAUAAAGAAGAAGCAGGGGAAGAAAAUGAGCAUGCUGAAAAGGGGUCAGAGACUGAGGAAGAGGGGAAUGAAGCAGAACUACAAAAUGAUGAUGCAGGUUCUAUUGAUACAGAUGAAAAACAACACCAAAUGAAGCUGAAAAUUAACAAAUACAGACAGUGUGCUGGAUCUGACACCAGGCUGGAACAGGACUUUCAUUCAAAGCAUCGAUCAGGCAGAGAUCCACAGCGAGGAUCCGACAAUCUGUCUAAUAAAUCAUCAGACAGUGAUGUGAGCGACGUGUCCGCUGUUUCGAGGACUAGUAGUGCUUCUCGGUUCAGCAGCACGAGCUACAUGUCAGUACAGUCUGAACGGCCAAGAGGAAACAGAAAAAUAAGGCGAUCAAAGACAAUAGAAGAUCAAAGAGAGGGUGGGAGGGAAGGGGAGGUUCAAAUGAAUGAUUUAGUAGUAGAGGAAAAAGAAGAGGAAGUGCAGGAUGGGGAAGGGAAGGAGGAAACUGAUGACUGUGACAAAGAGGACAAGGAAGCAGGAGAGCACAAUGAAGGUGAAGAUGAGAAGGAAGUGCAUGGGGAAGGGAGAGAAAAAAGACAGAGAAAAAAAGAGGAUUUGCAGAGGAGAUUCUCAGAAAAUGAUGUCAGUGACUUUACAUCCAAAAUGAAAAACAGGCAGAUGGGAGUCCCUGGAAAGAACAUGACGAAAAGCACCAGCAUUGGAGGUGACAUGUACAGCUUGGAAAAGAACGAUGGCAGCCAGUCAGACACUGCUGUGGGUUCAGUAGGUGCUGGGGGCAAGAAGAGACGUUCAAGCAUAGGUGCCAAAAUGGUGGCGAUUGUGGGGUUAUCACGGAAGAGCCGGAGUACAUCUCAACUCAGCCAAACAGAGGCAGGUGGCAAAAAGCUGCGCAGCACUAUUCAAAGGAGCACAGAGACAGGACUGGCAGUAGAGAUGAGAAAUCGUAUGACGAGACAAGCUAGUAGAGAAUCCACUGAUGGCAGCAUGAACAGUUAUAGCUCCGAGGGGAAUCUCAUCUUUCCUGGAGUGCGACUAGCAUCAGAUAGCCAGUUUAGUGAUUUUCUUGAUGGCCUGGGUCCAGCUCAGCUUGUUGGUCGACAGACAUUAGCAACUCCAUCUAUGGGUGACAUCCAAAUUGGAAUGAUGGACAAAAAAGGACAGUUAGAGGUUGAAGUAAUCAGAGCUCGUGGCCUUGUUGGGAAACCUGGUUCUAAGGCACUGCCAGCACCCUAUGUUAAGGUGUACCUUUUAGAAAAUGGAGUAUGUAUAGCCAAAAAGAAAACAAAAGUAGCAAGGAAAACACUUGACCCCCUAUACCAGCAGCAGCUGUCCUUUGAAGAAAGUCCAACAGGAAAAGUUUUACAGAUUAUUGUGUGGGGAGACUACGGACGUAUGGACCAUAAGUCUUUCAUGGGAGCUGCACAGAUACUGUUAGAUGAGCUUGAUCUGUCAAAUAUGGUGAUUGGCUGGUUCAAGCUGUUUCCCCCUUCUUCUUUGGUGGACCCUACUUUGGCUCCUCUGACAAGAAGAGCUUCCCAGUCAUCACUUGACAGUUCAAUAGCUUAUGCACGUUCGUAGCAGUCAAGGAAAGAGGAAUUAUCAGCAACCAGCAUCCAACUUAUCAGUCUUAACAGGUUGCAAAACCUGUUGAGCCCUGCAUGCUUAAUGUUCUGUCUUCUGAGCCCAUUUUUAGGGAUGCAUAUAUGGCCCUGUGUUUUCAGGGAAAGUCGCACACAUUGUGCGUUGAGAAGGCCCUUAGGGAAAAGAGGUAGACAACUUAACAUAUAUGGACUUCAAUGACACAGCUCUCGUCAAAUCUGAAGCCAUCCAAAAUAAAUAUAUAAAUCUGGGAACCAAUUACUUAAAAGAACAAAAGUUCUUUUUUAAAUGUCAUAUCAUUUUUGAUGUUCUACAAAGUGGGUCUUGUGAGAGGACGAAACAGAAGCUUGGUUACGCCAUGACAUUAAAGCCAGCUGCAACAGUGGAGCUUCAGAUAAUUUAAGGGGGUUAAGGAUGUUUCUAGCAAGAAUGAAUGGUGCCAGAUAACCCCCGUCCUCUGCCUAACAUCCUUAAUAUAUGCAUACGUAGCAAUUCUCUCCCAAAAGACAGUUUUUUUGAAGCAAUGUCAAUACUGAUGUGGCAACCAUUGACAGUCCCAAAUCUUUACAAUAAAACCCAAAAUAAAAUGAACUUUGUGAUCUAAUAAUUUUUUUUGUUGAUAUGUUGUAUGAAAUAAAUAAAAAGGAGAAACAAUUUUUUGCAUGGACAAAAUUUAGCUGAACCUAAAAAGAAAUUAUUUUCUUGAGGCUGUAACUUGCAAAAAAUAAGAAAAUAAAAACUCAGCCAUUUUCAACAGUUUAUAUUAUUUUUAAAAAAAUAAAUUUCACUAGUGCAUGGUUUUCAAGGCGACUGAAUGCAAUAGUGUGAUAAAGAAGAUACCAUGUUUAUCAUUCUUUAGACCAUUCAUCAGUCUGUGUUUUUGCAGACAUUCUCAUAGCAAAAGCUAAAGACAACAUUUUCUAGCAAAUAAUUAAAAGAAACCUGUUUAUGUGACAAAAAGAAUUUAAAAGUAACAUUAAAAUAUUUAUUUCAUUGUAAAGGUGUAAGCCUUAUAAAGAUGAUCAUUAUGUGCAAAUUGUACACUCUAUUUCCCUUUCCUAGGGUGCCCAUUUUACUCUCAAAUGCUACCUUUGUAUUUAUUACCUGUUUAUGACCCAUGUUCAGUCCAGUCUUGUGGGUUCUCCGCACUUCUGGAUGUUUCUAUAUUUAUUUUUAUUCAAGCAUGUUGAAAAGGGAUUUUUGCAACAUGGCUUGGGAACAACCUACAGUUACUGAGCAUGUAUUUGAUAAAAAGAUGAUACUUUGAAUUUUUGCAGUUUCUUGUACAGUGCAUGUAAAGUAAGUUACAUUUUCUCCUCAUAAAUUGAAUUAUACAGCAAAAAGAAUGACUGGCCUUGUGUGGUCAGUGUAACAGAUAAGUAUUUUACCGAAACAUUUUACAACACAGUAUCAAUUUUAUUCUAUUUUUUUUUAAGAACAUAUUUUAUAUGUAAAUGAGACUGCACAGAGGCUAAUCAUGUAACAUUACCUUUUACUCUUGUGUUGAUUAAAACUUGUAUGGCCUAAAUUCACCAUUCAAUUUGUAAACACUGCAGUUCGUAGCUAUGAAGUGAACAGCAAGAAUACCAAUGGUUUGCUGUAAAGUUCAAUUUUCCAAUCACUAUGUGUGAUUAUGUCAUAGAAUUAAAGGCAAAAUGGUAUGUCAAGAGAAUUUGCCACACAGUCUAAAUUUUAAAUUGUUUCUUGUUUUGAGAAAAUAAAAAAUAAAUUGUUUGCUA